Cladocopium goreaui is the source of this 717-nucleotide messenger RNA. The record is from the annotation of a GenBank genome assembly. NCBI's taxonomy places the organism in Eukaryota, Dinophyceae, Suessiales, Symbiodiniaceae.
AUGUUUCUCAAAUAUUGCGAGCAAUGUGCGUAUGAUGCGAAAACAUCCCUCAAGAGCAAUGUUGUGGGGCAGUACCUGGAGAUGGGCGCAGAUGUUUGUGGCCGGAAGAACGGUGCUUCUGCUUUGCUCUUGCGACUUGGCGCAACGCCGAAGUUGGCAGAGCGACAGGGUGGAGGAUUAAGCCGAGGGCUCUGGAGCUUGUUGUUUGAAGGUCAAGAAAACUGGCGCUUGCACAGGACAGGACAGAUCGUCAAUGCGCCCUUGCGAUUUUUGGAAGGCGACCGAGUUCUUUGUCGGGUCGAAGCGCCUGGAAAUCUCACUACUUGGGAAGAAGGCGUAGUAGUAGGUCUCUGGUACAAAGAAAAGGAUUGGCCACCGCAGUUCCAAGGAGCCCCAUAUGAGGUGAAGCUAGAUAUCGGUUCCCACGUGUAUGCAUUGGUCGACCACUCUGGCUUGAUUCAAAGGGAGGCCCGAGAGAAGCCGGCCACCCUUGGAGCCAGUGGCUAUGGAAACGGGAAUGGAAAUGCAAAUGCCAAGCCGCAGGGCCGCUUUCAAAAGCGACAACGGGAGGACGGCAGCUGGGAACUCCUGGACACCAAGUCGGGCAAAGCCAGGGCCUGCUCCCCACCAGACUCCGAUGAGGACGCGCCACUGUUGCCGUAUUGUUACCAUCUGUUGCCAUUGCCCCCGUUAAUCAAAAGGGGUUAUAUCAUGUAA